Aspergillus ruber CBS 135680 is the source of this 1997-nucleotide messenger RNA. RefSeq names its product glycosyltransferase family 1 protein. The transcript has a single exon. The coding region runs from base 37 to 1671 and encodes 544 amino acids. Gene Ontology annotation, molecular function: UDP-glycosyltransferase activity. The record is from RefSeq and is a predicted model, not a curated record. NCBI's taxonomy places the organism in Eukaryota, Fungi, Ascomycota, Eurotiomycetes, Eurotiales, Aspergillaceae.
ACACAACUACACACUCUCUCACCACGGCACUCCACCAUGGACCAGUCAGUACAACCACCCCGAAAGAUCCUCCUCGUCGUGACAACAGGAGGAUUCACACACGCAGCCCCACUGUUAGAAAUCGGCAGAGUUCUGACAUCGCGCGGCCACACCAUCGAAUUCGCAACACUAGAGGGCCAGGAGAGCUGGGUACAGGGAAAGGAAGAAUAUGGUUUCAUUACCAAAGUAUAUCUCCUAGGCCCCGGCCCAACAGACAAACAACUAGAAGCGCACUACCGCCGUUCACAAGCAUGGGAUAUCUCCAAAGGACUAGGGCCGUCAAUGGAGUCCAAGUACAUGUUUGAUUCGUUCUGGCCGCAGACUUACCACGGUCUCAAGAGAAUGAUGGACAGUGCAGAGUCUAGGCCCAACAUGAUAAUUGCAGAUUUCUUCGUCGAUGCAGUCAAGGAUAUUCACGUCGAGUACCGGUUACCCAUCGCAGUCGUGUGGCCUAACAUGCCUUUCCUCAUGCUACCUUGCCCUUACAUCCCCGGCCAGCCGGGCUUCCAGCUCGAUGGCACGCUUACCUCUGAGACUGCGUCUAUGUGGCUACGCAUCAAAAACGAGUUGGUCGUGGUGAUGGGUCUGGGGGCUAUUCUGAAGUGGAUGAAUUGGACGAAGCGGAUGCGUCGGACGAACGGUGUUUAUAAGCCCCCGCAUCGUCUAGAGAAACCAGAUUAUUUGGUCCUGGUCAAUUCGUUCUUUGGGCUUGAGAUUCCGCGUGAUUUGCCGCCUACGUGUAUGCCGGUGGGGCCGCUUUUGAGCCCUGCGUUUACUCCAUUGGAUGAGGGUUAUGAGGCGUUUUUAAGUGGACAUCAGUCGGUUUUGUAUAUCUCGCUGGGAACGCAUAUCAUUGUGUCUAAUCAGGACGCUGUCAAGAUCAUCAAUGGAGUUGCGCGUCUUAUGCAGGAGCAGCUGAUCGACGGAGUCAUCUGGGCCAUUGGCAAGGACAGUCGGCAUGAUCUUGACACAAACCAGACCUCCGAUAUGAAAGACAGCACCAUCCAACUAAAUGAACUAAUCAACAAUAAACACCCUGACUGGUUAUUCCCCUUCUUCGCCCCCCAGCGCGCAAUUCUAGACCACGACUCUACCAAGCUCUACUUUACCCACGGCGGUGGCUCCAGCGCCAACGAAGCGCUCUAUCACGGAAAACCUUGCAUCUCCAUGGGCUUCUUCUUCGACCAGAUUGCGAAUACUACGCGACUUGUUGCUGCCGGUGUCGCGGAAUCCCUCAACAAGUUCCACUUUACAUCUGAUGAGCUGUACAUCAAAGCAAAACAGAUCCUCCAAUCCAAUGGCGAUGAGGAUGGACACUACAAGCGCAACGUCAUACGCAUGAAACGCAUCGCCCACGUUGCCGCGAAGCGUAAGGACUAUGCGGCUGACCUGGUGGAGGAACUCAUGUACGAUAACGAGUUGCGUUUUGAUGAUGACGGGAAAGAAUUGCGGCCGAUGCACCUGCAGACGGCUGAUAUGCGGAUGCCGGCGUAUAAGGCGAAUAAUUGGGAUUUGUAUGCGGUUAGUGCAAUGGGAGGGGUUGUUCUGGUGGGAUCGAUGUGGUUUGCAGGGAGGCUAGCGUGGAUGUCUCGUGGGAAUGUUGUGGAAGGGUUGAGGAGGAUUCUUUUGUAGUAGGGAUAUUUGAUAUCUGUGGACUGAACCAUAAGCACUCUUACUGUUGCUGUUGUCUUUGCUGUAGACGAUAGGCGGGGGUGUUCGUAAGGAGUAUGCCGGAUGACAUAUGAAAGUGAUAUAUUAGGGAGGAAGUAAAGGGAUUGAAUUAUAUAAAGAACUAGAAUACAGGAGGACAGAAUGGCCGUAUUUAUAGACCAUCUCAUAAAGAAAGACUAACGCCCGAUGGGUAGAGGUUGAAUGCAAGAAAAGAACGAUUACAGCCUUGGCAUACAAAUGGCUAUAUGCUGACAGUUGCAUCCUUAUUUAUAACGGCACAAUGUCGA